Molecule: messenger RNA, 543 nt
Organism: Closterium sp. Yama58-4
Lineage: Eukaryota; Viridiplantae; Streptophyta; Zygnematophyceae; Desmidiales; Closteriaceae
Source: the annotation of a GenBank genome assembly
AUGGUGAAGGAAGCUAUUGUGGCCUUGAAGGAAAGAACUGGUUCAAGUGUGCCUGCCAUUGCCAAGUAUAUCGCUCAAAAGCACCCAGACCUUCCUGCCAACUGGAAGAAGACCCUGGCCAUUCAACUGAAGAACUUGACCAAGGCUGGCAAACUUGUGAAGGUGAAGGCUAGUUUCAAGCUUGGAGGUGAAUUGAAGCAAGCGAAGCCUGUUCGUGCUCCAGCGAAGAAGACCCCCACGACAGUGAAGAAGGUGGCGAAGCCUAAAGCUGCGUCGAAGCCACGACCCAAGGCUGUUCCGAAGGCUGUCAAGUCCGCGAAGCCAUCGACUCCGAAGAAGGUUGCGACGCCUGCCAAGUCCCCCGCGAAGAAGCCUUUGCGCGCAGCCCCGAAGGUUAGGAAGGUGACGGAUAAGAAGCCAGCGGUCAAGAAGGUGACACCCAAGGCAAAGGCUCCAUCGCCAAAGAAGGUCAAGACAGCUGCUCGGGCUUCUCCUAGGAAGCCACCACCGGCCAAGAAGGCCAAGACAGCUGCUAAGAAGUGA